CCUUAUUCAUUCAGUCCGCCUUCGAUUUAUUUUUGGCCAAAUGCAACGGAAAACGUCACAUAUGGGACACUUGAAGAUGCGCUGAAACAAUUUAAUGAAUGUUAUCGAAUAAGGGGAUCGCUAUUUUGUCCGCAUAAGAUCGCAGAUAAAGUCAUCGAAAUUUGCGAUUGGUUAACAGAAGGCGUGAAGAUGUGGAAUUGGUUCAAUAAAUUUUAUCUGUUUUAUAUGGGCCGAAAACAGCAAAAAAAAGUUUGCAAAAAGAACGCUGAACUGCCGUCCGAAUAUUGCUUCGACGACGUACGUCCAGAUUCGGAUGGCAGAAACGAAUGGGAAAGGAUUAGGUACAAAUGUUACCCGAGUGUGGCUGUUCGUCGCGGGAAUCGACUGAUGGGUAUUGGAUACUUGCGGUUUAGAUCCGAGUAUGUUUACCAUGAACAUUCCUCCAUCCCGCAAGAGGACGAAUCCUCAGUCAAAUCAGCCCUCAAAACACGAUUUUAUCAAAAAUGCAUCAGGUCAGUCCAACUUCAACGCGAAUUAAUUUGA
Messenger RNA from Anisakis simplex (herring worm), 543 nucleotides. Lineage: Eukaryota; Metazoa; Nematoda; Chromadorea; Rhabditida; Anisakidae. The record is from the annotation of a GenBank genome assembly.